Menidia menidia (Atlantic silverside) is the source of this 6516-nucleotide messenger RNA. Lineage: Eukaryota; Metazoa; Chordata; Actinopteri; Atheriniformes; Atherinopsidae. The record is from the annotation of a GenBank genome assembly.
ACGUGUUUUAUUUUUUAUUUCUUCACGUGAUUUUGCCGUGUUCGACGUCACCACCCUUCACGGAAGUCAGCACUGUGAUGAUAGUGGCCUCGUCAGUCUAGCAGCAGGAAGAGGAUGUUUGCUUCCAGUCAAAUAAUAUUAUUAUCGGAUCAUAAGACUUUAUAACAUCCCAAACUGCUUUAGGUUAGUUUUUUUUUUUCAGCCGAGCCUGCGGGGAUUUAGAAAGCGCAUUUCCUCUCGCGGAGGCGGCCUGGAAACGGGCGCUGGAUAAAGAUGUCACUGUUCCAGUCGGCACUUGAUUUCCUAGCCGGGCCCGGCACGUCCGGAGCGGCCAGCCGGGACCAGAAUGACUUCGUCGGACAAGUGGUUGAGCUCGGUGACAUGAAACUCAGAAUCAAGAGGGUUAUCGCCGAAGGUGGUUUCGCUUUUGUGUAUGAAGCCCAGGACAUGAGCAGUGGGAAAGAGUACGCCCUCAAGAGGCUGCUGUCCAACGAGGAAGAGAAGAACAAGGAAAUCAUACAGGAAGUCUGCUUUAUGAAAAAAUUGUCAGGUCAUCCAAACAUGGUUCAGUUCUGCUCCGCCGCGUCCAUCAGUAAGGAGGAGUCGGACACCGGGCAGGCCGAGUUCCUCAUCCUCACCGAGCUUUGUAAAGGUCAGCUGGUGGACUUCAUAAGGCGGGUAGAGCAGAGGGCCCCUCUGUCGUGCGACACCGUGCUGAAAAUCUUCUACCAGGCGUGCCGCGCCGUGCAGCACAUGCACAAACAGAAACCUCCAGUCAUCCACAGAGACCUCAAGAUCGAGAACCUGUUGAUUAGUAAUCAGGGCACCAUCAAGCUGUGUGACUUUGGCAGCUCCACCACAGUGUCGCAUCGCCCCGACUACAGCUGGUCUGCCCAGAAACGGUCCAUGGUGGAGGAUGAGAUCACUCGGAACACCACUCCAGCAUACCGGACACCAGAGAUGAUCGAUCUCUACUCCAACUUUCCCAUCAAUGACAAACAAGACAUUUGGGCCCUGGGAUGCAUCCUCUACUUGCUGUGUUUUAAGCAGCAUCCAUUUGAGGAUGGGGCCAAGCUUCAGAUAGUCAAUGGGAAAUACCUCAUCCCUCAGAAUGACGUCAGGUACACCGUGUAUCACGACCUGAUACGUUCCAUGUUGAAAGUGAACCCAGAAGAGCGACUGUCCAUCACUGAGCUGGUCAACCAGCUGCAGGAGAUCGCAGCAGCGCGCAACGUCAACCCCAAGUCUCCCAUUACCGAGUUUCUGGUAACAAUGUUGAGCACUUACUACUGCUGGCGGCCCGUGUAUGAUGGCUAUGAAUGUCUGCAGCUGCUGGAGCAGAACGGAGGUUUCGGCAACAAUGGAGCCCAGCCGCCCAUGCAGAUCCAGAACGUCCACAACAACGCAGGUGUGUACGACCCCGAUCAGGCAGGAAGUGGCAUCUUGGAUAUCUUGAGAGGAGGAACCGAGCGCUUCCUCACCAACAUAAAAGAUACAUCCUCUAAAGUCAUCCAGUCGGUGGCCAGUUAUGCCAAGGGGGACCUGGAUAUUUCCUACAUCACAUCCAGAAUAGCAGUUAUGUCCUUCCCCGCUGAAGGGGUGGAGUCGGCGAUAAAGAAUAACAUAGAGGAUGUCCGUCUGUUCCUGGAUUCACGUCACGCCGGCCACUAUGCCGUCUACAACCUCUCCAAACGAUCAUACAGGCCUUCUCGGUUCCACAACAGGGUUUCAGAGUGUAACUGGCAGGUGCGCCGCGCCCCAAACCUCCGCAGCCUCUACAGCGUAUGUAAGAACAUGCAUCUGUGGCUCAAACAGGACCAGAGGAACAUCUGUAUUGUUCACUGUCUGGAUGGCAGAGCUGCAUCGGCCGUGGCGGUUUGCUCCUUCUUGUGUUUCUGUCGCCUUUUCACCACAGCCGAGGCCGCCGUCUACAUGUUCUCCAUGAAACGCUGCCCGCCCGGCAUCACACCCUCACACAAGAGGUACAUCGAGUAUAUGUGCGACAUGAUGGCUGAGGAACCCAUCAUCCCCCACUGCAAGCCCGUGACCAUUCACUCCAUCACCAUGACGCCCGUGCCGCUCUUCAACAAGCAGCGCAACGGCUGCCGGCCCUUCUGCGAAGUUUACGUCGGCGAGGAGCGAGUCCUCACCACGUCACAGGAGUACGACAAGAUGAGGGAUUUCAAGACGGAAGAUGGCAGAGCGGAGAUUCCCCUCAAUGUCACGGUUCAGGGAGAUGUGCUGGUGGUUAUCUACCAUGCACGCUCCACGCUGGGAGGACGCCUGCAGGCAAAGAUGGCGUCCAUGAAAAUGUUUCAGAUCCAGUUCCACACAGGCUUUGUGCCCAGAAACGCGACUACUGUCAAGUUUGCGAAAUAUGAUCUGGACGCCUGUGACAUUCAGGAGAAGUACCCCGACUUGUUCCAGGUUAACCUGGACAUCGAGGUGGAACCCAGGGACAGACCCAGCAGCAAGUCCCACCCGUGGGAGGGUUUCCAAACAAAGGGCCUCAACCCCAAAAUCCUUUUCUCAUCUCGUGACGAGCAACAGGAGAUACUCAGUAAAUUUGGUAAGCCUGAGCUGCCUCGGCAGCCAGGCUCCUCUGCAUUUUACGACUCAGAGUCAGCAGAGCCAUCCCAGGCCCCAGAAGGUCCGAAUGCAGCAGAAGCAGAAUCCCCCAUGAGCAACGACACCAAUCCCAGCAACUUUUUCCAGACGCUUGAUUGGGAAGAUAUGCGUUGCGCACACGACGCGUCAGACAGCCAGGGAGGAGGCUCCUUCAAUGACCAAGAGGACCUCAGUGACCAGUCAGAGGGGGAGUCCUACUCGUACUCGGCCACCAGUGGAGAGCCUCUGUCCCGUGAUCACAGCGAGCAUCAGUUUGAUGCCGACUUCCAGACAGCCCCUCCCGUUGCCCCGGAGACUCCCCUCGGCGGUACCGCCGACCUCUUAGGUUUGAACUCUGACCCUGAAGCUCCCUCCUCGUCAUCGGCCUCCUCCUCCGCUCCUCACCACCAAGCGGAGCAGGGAGGACUCAAAGCCGCCUCCAGCAACAGCGACCUGCUCAACGACCUGUUUGCACCCCCUGCUGGUCAGACCGCAGCGGUGCAGGAGGAUCUGUUCUUCAGCGGGCCAACCAGUGGCACCACACCAGACUCAAAACCCGUUGCCGACCCGUUUGACCCGUUCAGCAUGGGGUCUGGGUCUGGUGUAGGCUCCAGUGUCGGGUCGUCUCGACAAGCAUCUGGACCGGACCUGUUCGGGGACUUUUUGGCCUCCGACAGUUCAGCCACCAGCGGAUUCGGCUCAGCUCACAGCAACAACACACCUGCCUCCAACACUAGCCUCUUCAACCUCAAUAAAGCUGUGAAAGAUGUACCAAAGAUGACAUCUUCAGCCAGCCAGCCGGAUUUGCUCGGUGGGUGGGACAGCUGGACAUCUGGCUCCACCUCUGGCAUGAGCACCACGACCAGCAAACCCAAAUAUACCAACACCGCUUCUGGCAUGUCCUCCAUGUCCAAAGCAAAGUCCCAGACCUUCGAUCCUUUCGCGGACCUCGGCAACCUGGCCUCCAACUUGCCAGGUUCUUCCAGCAGCAACUUUUCUGGGCCUUCCUUUAGCACAAAGGGCCCGUCUUCCUCCACCACCACCUCCUCCUCCUCCAGUAAGCCUCAAGCCCAGCAGCCCUGGCAGUCUGCCAGACCCGCCUCAGCCCAGAGUAAAGCUUGGAUGUCUGGAUCGGCACCUAAAACCUCCUCGGCGUCUCAGCCUGCCGCCGCACAGCCCUCUAAACCCAACUACAACCUUAACUUCUCCAGCGUCAUCGGCGGGAGAGAGGAGAGGGGAGUUCGCGGACCUGGAUUUGGCCCAAAGCCAAAAGUGAAAGAGGACGAUUUCGAGGACCUGCUCUCCACUCAGGGUUUUGCUUAUAAACCUGACAGGAAGGGACCAAGGACCAUUGCUGAGAUGAGAAGACAGGAGAUCACAAAAGAGAUGGACCCGCUUAAACUACAGAUUUUGGAUUGGAUCGAGGGGAAAGAGAGAAACAUCCGAGCGCUGCUGUCAACUCUGCACACCGUGCUGUGGGAGGGCGAAAUCCGCUGGAAGCCGGUGGGCAUGGCCGACCUGGUGACCCCCGACCAGGUGAAGAAGUACUACAGGAAGGCCGUGCUGAUUGUGCAUCCCGAUAAGGCGGCGGGUCAGCCGUACGAGCAGUACGCCAAGAUGAUCUUCAUGGAACUCAACGACGCCUGGUCAGAGUUCGAGAACCAGGGAUCCAAAGCACUCUUCUAAAGUCCUGGCGCAGACCCCCGGCCACACCAGACGGACACAACCGGACUGGAUUUGGUGGAACCAAACAAGAACAAGGGGUUAGACUGGGCCAGAUUGGACAGGACUGAGCCCACAUUGGGCCUUUGGGGGCGCAGAGCCUCUGAGAGGUGUCCUCUCUACCAUUCCUUCCCUCCUUCUUUACUUUCUUCUGUUUCUACAGUCAAAAAGGUGAUAAAAAAAAAAGACCUGACGGCUCAUUUUGUGGCUGUAGUAAGAAAAAUAAAUAUAUAUAUAUAUAUAUAUACAUACAUAUAUAUAUAUAUAUCUAUCCUCCCUGGUUCAUAAACAGCCACCUAAAACUUAAAGAUUGUUCUUAAACUUACUGCCUACCUGUGCGACUGCCUGAUUGGUGCUGCAAACUUCGGAAGGGAAAGGAGAGCGCAACAGUCACACUAAGAAGAUGAAACGGAAAAUGAAAAUGAUGAAAAGGACUUGUAAAAGGCCGAUUAUCAUGACAGUUGUAUUCAGAUGAGAAAAGCACGACCAAACACUAAUAAAAAAAAAAGGCUGAUGGGAUUUGGCUGUUGGUGGUAAGACUGUCAUUUGUGCGCGGCACGUUUUGGAAACAGUCGGUCGGUGUCAGUUUAUUAGAACACAAGGAACUACACAUGGCUGUUCAUCAUCCGGCAUGCCAGCCCCACCAUGCAAGAAAGGGAAAAAUAUCAUUCAGAUGGGAAAGUUUUCAAGCUCUGUGGUCUCAAAGGAAGAAACAAAGAGGAAAAAAAAGAAGAAGAAAAAGUUAAGUUAAAGCAAGCACCUCUUCACUGAAACCACUCCGACCGUAACCCAGCAUUGGAUGAAUACCGAGAUUGAUCUUUUGGAAACUACGGACUGAAAACUUUGGAAGUUCUACAGCUUUUUUGGGUUUGUGUCCUCCUCAGUGGGGUGACGACCUGGGGUGCUGCUCGGACCACCACCGCUACUCGCACUCGUUCGGAUUCGUGCCACUUUGCUGAGGAGGUCCGUGUCAAUUCCAAACACGCAGUCUGUUUUUUAAGUGCUCUUUUAAGCCCACGCGCUCACGCUCCGCUUCAGCGACCACCUCCACAGCGGCAGGUUCAGGGCCGUCAGCACGGGGAGCAGCUCUUUUUACUAAAGUGCUCUUCUUCUUGACACGCCGUCACUGUUAUGAGCCCCCUUCUCCGUGUCUUUGAGCUCCCCCCUAUUCAGCGCACUGCUUAGUGGACAAACAAUCAAAAAGUGAAGGAUUGAAAAGAGAAUGUGUCCCCGGUCUCGUGCUCUGUAUUCUCUAAGAUUUGUUCUAUAUGUUUGUAUCGAGCUCCUUGUCGGGUUAAUCAUUGCUUCGGUGUAAAUAUGAGAAUCCUUGUCAUUCGUCAAGUGGCUUUGUAAAGAUUGCAGCCUCGGGAUUUAUUUAGUCACGUUUGCUGCAGGCCGAAACCGUGCGAAUGUGGAACGUGUGCCAGCACGAUUCCCUCUGCACGCACGGGAUCUGACUCUGCUGGUCAUCAGGCCUACAAUCACAACUGUUUUUGUUUUGCUUUGUUCUGUUAUUUUCUCGCCUCAUUUUUGUUUUGUGAUCUGUUGUUUGAAUCACUUAAAAAUCUUUUCACACUUUUUUUUCCUACCUUUUUCUCUUAUUUUUGCUUUCACACUUACCUCACGGGCCAAUCCAGAACCCUUGUUUCCUUAUUUAUUUCUGUGUUGUGUGGGGAAGUUGGGGGCCGAUAGCUUACGCAUGUAUUUUAAUGGCACAAGAAGAAAAUUCCCCAUAAUAUAUAAGCGGAACAUGCAGAGUGCAGCCGGGACAGCUGGUGGUCAGUCACGGCGCACUUCUGUUGCUGUUUUUCAUUCCAAAGCAUCAAACAAUAUGGUUGUUCUUUUGCAAAUGUAUGUCCUGUCUGUUGUCACUUUGUCUACUUUAAGCCGUAUCAUUUGGUUUCACGGUCUGUUUAAUGUUGUUAUCAUUUUCUUUAUUUCUUUCAAGGCAAAAGUGAACUUUUUUCUUCUGUUUCGUUUCCUAACAUUUUCUUCAAAAUUCCAGUGCAAGGGGCCAUCAAACCUAAGUAUAAAGACGAAUAGAUUUUUCUGACAGUAUGAGAGUGUAGAGGGGGAAGGUAGCAAAAACCACUCAUCGGCAGUGUUUUCUGUACCAAAUUACAUCAUACUAAUAUGAAUGUAAAUUUCAAUGCAAAAACAAAUGAUUAAAAAUCCUUUUGAUCUGAG